Messenger RNA from Carica papaya (papaya), 1884 nucleotides. Its product is annotated as trigger factor type chaperone family protein. Gene Ontology annotation, biological process: protein transport; protein unfolding; 'de novo' cotranslational protein folding. The record is from RefSeq and is a predicted model, not a curated record. NCBI's taxonomy places the organism in Eukaryota, Viridiplantae, Streptophyta, Magnoliopsida, Brassicales, Caricaceae. Gene Ontology annotation, molecular function: peptidyl-prolyl cis-trans isomerase activity; ribosome binding; protein folding chaperone.
GUAUCAGAGCAGUCUCAUCUACAAUGAGCUAAAAGAGCUCACUUUCUCUUGACAUAGACCGGAAAUGGAGCUCUGUGUUCUCAGCUCAACGACGAUGCUGAAUUCAGUUGUUUCUUUUAAACCAAGCCUUCGUCUUCAUGACUCUGUCCCCUUCGCGAGCGUUCACUCUGUUUCUUUUAAGAGCUCAAUUCUUCGAUCCGGCAGCAAAAGGUCGUUACAUUAUCCUAACGAAACCUUUUCGUUUUCCCGCCGAAUUAGCUGUCAUCAAUGGCCUUGGUUUCGCCGGAAUUCGAGCGGCUUCAUCGUUCAGGCGGCUUCUUCGUCUUCCGUGGCCGCUGGCGUCGAAGAAGACUGGCUUCCCGCCGAUAUUCAGGUUACAGAGACUGAAGAGCCCAAUUCAAGAGUGAGGUUGAGUGUAGAAGUUCCACCAGCCGUAUGUGAUGAUUGCUACAAAAGAGUUAUCAAUGAGUUAAUGAAGCAGGCAAAGAUCCCAGGAUUUCGCCCUGGAAAGAAAGUUCCAGAGAGUAUCCUUAUAAGUUAUGUUGGGAAGCAAUAUGUUCAAAAGGCUACAGUUGAAUCUAUUUUGAAGAGGACCCUUCCUAAAGCCAUGUCUUCGGUGACUGGAAGGGCUUUGAGAGACUCAGUCCGAAUAGUAACCAAAUUUUCUGACAUGGAGGAAACCUAUUCUUCUCUGAACUCUCUCAGAUAUGAUGUCAUUGUUGACGUGGUACCUGAAGUGAGAUGGAAUCCUGAGAAUGGAUAUAAAAGUUUAAAAAUUGUUGUUGAGGUAGACAGUGAUAUUGAUGCUCAAAAUGCUUGCAAACGGGAAUUAAGACGCCGUCACAAGUCCCUAGGUGCACUGAAAAUUGUGACUGACAGAGGACUGCAGGUGGGUGAUCUUGUAGUCCUUGAUAUAUCAGCAACAACAGUUGAGCAGGAUGGAUCAAGUGUUCAACAGAUUCCUGAUGCAGAAAGUAAAGGUUUUCAUUUUGAUACAGAAGAUGGUGAUAAGGUACUUCCUGGUUUCCUUGAUGCACUACUUGCAAUUCGACGAGGUGAAACAAAGUCCUUUCCUCUUAUGUUUCCUGAAUCAUGGAGGCAAGAGAGUCUUCGUGGAGUUCAUGCCCAGUUCACUGUUGAAUGCAAAGAACUCUUUUAUAGGGAUUUACCGGAUUUAGAUGACUCCCUAGCUGAUAAGCUACUCCCUGGCUGCACAACCUUAGAGCAGGUCAAGGAAUCACUGUUGCAAAAAUGCCAAGAAUUGGAGCAAAAUGCAAGAGAUCAAGCAACAGAUAAUGCGAUCCUAGACCUUCUUCGUCAGAUGGUGGAUGUUGAUAUUCCUCAAUCCUUGUUUGAGGAACAAGGUAGGCAGCUUUAUGCAGCCAAACUUCUUCAGAUACAGGCAAAUAUGAAACUUAAUGAACAGCAAUUGGCUUCUCUUUCGAGCCCAAAGGCGGUAAAUGAGUAUCUAGAAAACCAAAGAGAGAAUAUCACAAAUGUGAUCAAACAAAACUUGGCCGUAGGAGAUAUAUUCAAGCGAGAAAAUUUGCAGUUUUCAACUGAGGAGCUUGUCAAGGAGGUCGAAAACUCCAUUGCUGAAUUCAAACGACAUAAACAAGAAUAUGAUGAAGAACGUGUGAGAGAUCAGGUACAAGAGGUUUUAGAAGGAGCAAAAGUGCUUGAAUGGUUAAGAGAACGUGCAGAAAUUCAGUAUGUUACCCGGUAAGGAUUCACUUGAUCAAAUUUUGUUAAUCUUAUUUGAAUUCUCAGAAAAUUUUGUUAAGCUGGUUUGACAUUUUCCGGAGUAAAUAAUCAUUCCACUGGAAUGUUGUACGAUUGACUUUAUUUUUCAUCUGGUUAUGGUCCGAUCACCAGUUUUGACCA